AACUACCUGACGUUUACCGACUAGCUCGCAAAUCAUCACAUUGAAUAGAACACAGUGAAUCUGUUGUAUGCAUUUAUUCACGAGCUAGUUCGUAUUCGAGAAUUUUGCAGUCUAUCCUCGUACAUAUCUCGUUGGACCGAGUAGACGUCAGGCGCUACGUGCUGGGUCCCACCUCCAGUCCAGAUAACCUCUUCCGACGACGCUUCUGCGCGCACAAGUCGCCGUCAUGAACAUCGUAGAAUGGGCCUUCGGAAAGCGCAUGACGCCUGCGGAACGGUUGCGGAAACACCAACGCGCACUCGAGAAGACGCAACGAGAGCUAGACCGCGAGCGCGUGAAGCUUGAGAACCAGGAGAAGAAGCUGGUAGCCGACAUAAAGAAGAGCGCAAAGAAUGGCCAAAUGGGGCCGCUCCGAAUACAAGCAAAGGACUUGGUUCGGACGAGACGGUACAUCCAGAAGUUCUAUCAGAUGCGAACGCAACUGCAGGCUAUCUCUUUGAGGAUCCAGACAGUUCGCAGUAACGAGCAGAUGAUGCAGUCCAUGAAGGGCGCAACAACACUGCUUGGAAGCAUGAACAGGCAGAUGAACCUCCCUGCGCUACAGCGCAUUGCCAUGGAGUUCGAGAAAGAAAACGACAUCAUGGACCAGCGACAGGAGAUGAUGGACGAUGCUAUUGACGACGCCACUGGCAUGGAAGACGAGGAGGAGAGCGAGGAUGUUGUCAAUCAAGUCCUGGAUGAGAUAGGCAUUGAUCUUGGCCAAGCUCUGGGAGAAACCCCGAGCGGAUUACAAAAGAACGCAGUGCCAGAGGCCAGGGUCGCGCAGGCCAUUGGGGGUGGAGGUGCUGAUCCCGACGACGAUGACCUUCAGGCUCGAUUGGACAGCUUGAGGAGGUGAGGAUGAAGUGCUCGGCACAUGAUAAGCUAUGGUCGCGUUGUGUUCAGGGCUACAUCUGACAGCAUGGGUGUGAAGACUGAAUCCAUGUGACCAUGUUCCA
Messenger RNA from Pyrenophora tritici-repentis Pt-1C-BFP, 998 nucleotides. RefSeq names its product Snf7 domain containing protein. Lineage: Eukaryota; Fungi; Ascomycota; Dothideomycetes; Pleosporales; Pleosporaceae. The record is from RefSeq and is a predicted model, not a curated record. Gene Ontology annotation, biological process: endosome transport via multivesicular body sorting pathway; late endosome to vacuole transport; protein transport. Gene Ontology annotation, cellular component: ESCRT III complex; multivesicular body.